This is a messenger RNA of Salvia miltiorrhiza (redroot sage), 1080 nucleotides long. RefSeq names its product 40S ribosomal protein S10-1-like. Gene Ontology annotation, cellular component: cytosolic small ribosomal subunit. The transcript is spliced from 5 exons. The coding region runs from base 410 to 949 and encodes 179 amino acids. Gene Ontology annotation, molecular function: structural constituent of ribosome; RNA binding. The record is from RefSeq and is a predicted model, not a curated record. Lineage: Eukaryota; Viridiplantae; Streptophyta; Magnoliopsida; Lamiales; Lamiaceae.
CUGUACAUGGACAUGAAUGGAAGCAAAGUUGAUGAAUAGAGUUAAACUAUCAAUAUCCCUCUGAAUUAGCAAAUUAUCGGAACUCGAGUUUGUUUGUGUAAAUAGAUUUGUUUGUUGAUAGAUGGCUUUUCUUUUCUUAUUUACACUAUCGUGCCACUCAUUAUUUACUUAAAUGAAGAAAUUGCUAAUUAAUUCUAAAAUCUGUAUCCACUUCAAAUAGAAGAGCAGUCAAAUUUAUUUGGGCUUCUCAGUUUAUAACUACAUCGGGCCUAUUAUUAGCUGCGGCCCACAUUAUUCGAAUAUACGUAAAAGCUUGGCCUCAUAUCUAGGGUUUAGAAUCCCUCUCAUCAGCUGCUGCAGUUUCUUCAUCACCCUAUCUCUCUUCCACCACCGAAUUAGCUCAGCAGUCAUGAUUAUUUCGGAGAAGAACAGGAGAGAGAUCUCCAAGUACCUCUUUCAAGAGGGCGUGUGCUAUGCGAAGAAGGAUUUCAACCUAGCUAAGCACCCCGAGAUCGAUGUCCCAAAUCUGCAGGUGAUUAAGCUUAUGCAGAGCUUCAAGUCGAAAGAGUACGUGCGUGAGACCUUUGCUUGGAUGCACUACUAUUGGUAUCUGACAAAUGAUGGAAUUGAAUUCCUCCGCACAUACCUCAACCUUCCAUCAGAGAUCGUCCCCGCCACACUCAAGAAGUCGGCCAAGCCCCUCGGCCGACCCAUGGGUGGCCCCCCUGGCGAUCGCCCUCGUGGACCUCCAAGAUUUGAUGGUGACAGGCCCCGUUUUGGUGAUCGGGAUGGAUACCGUGGUGGACCAAGAGGACCACCUGGUGAAUUUGGUGGGGAAAAAGGUGGAGCUCCGGCUGACUUCCAACCUUCAUUCAGGGGUGGUAAUGGGGGCGGUCGUCCUGGUUUUGGCCGAGGUGCGGGUGGCUUUGGUGGAUCACCUUCAACCUAAACUUCUCUUGUUGUCUAUUGCGUAGUUUUUUUAUUAGAUUUUGCGAGUUGGAAUUAUGUCAAACUAGAACUUCUAUUUUGCAUGAGAAAUUGUUCUAUUUUUUCGGGUAUCAUAUAUCUUGGUUUGCGUUA